AUGUCAGAAGAAUACAACUCUCCCCUGAACACACACGGCAUCAAGUGCUUCAACUCUGCCGGGAUGGGCGUAAAACUCUCACCCCUCUUGCAUAUCUCCUCCGCAACUGUUCUCCCCCCAAACGCCCGCCUGGUCGUGACGUCUGGACAGACCGGCAUGCUCGAAGACCUCAGCUACCCAUCCUCGCUGGUCGAGCAGUUUGACCUUGCUUUUGCGAAUGUAGAGGCAUCCCUCGCAGCCGCGGGUGUGCAGGGUGGGUUCCGUGCUGUUUACCAGAUGACUUCGUACCACGUUGGAGGCUUGAGUGGCGGCGAAGUGGAUGAAGCGAUGCAGUUUGUGGUGGAGAAGUACUUUGGCGAGAAUCGGCCUGCUUGGACUGGGGUUGGGGUGGCGGAGCUUUAUGGGGAGGCGAAGAUUGAGGUUACGGCUUAUGCUACACUGAUGAAUUGA
Molecule: messenger RNA, 450 nt
Organism: Penicillium arizonense
Lineage: Eukaryota; Fungi; Ascomycota; Eurotiomycetes; Eurotiales; Aspergillaceae
Exons: 1
Coding region: 1-450 (149 amino acids)
Cellular component (GO): cytosol
Molecular function (GO): deaminase activity
Source: RefSeq, a predicted model, not a curated record